Molecule: messenger RNA, 1548 nt
Organism: Linum trigynum
Lineage: Eukaryota; Viridiplantae; Streptophyta; Magnoliopsida; Malpighiales; Linaceae
Source: the annotation of a GenBank genome assembly
AUGACAGAAGAGAGACUGCCGCCACCACAGCAACAGGCCACGGUCGAUAAGCCCAACUUCCUGCUCUCGGUCCGGCUCAAGUAUGUCAAGCUCGGCUACCACCACCUCAUCUCCAACGCCAUGUACUUCCUCCUCAUCCCCCUCCUCGCCGUCGGCUCGGCCCAAGAUCUCCUCAACCUUUGGGCCCAGCUCCAAUCCAAAUCUGUCUCUCUCAUGCUAUGCACCUGCCUCAUAAUCUUCCUCGCCACCCUCUACUCCACCACCCGCCCCAGAAAAACCUAUCUCCUCGACUUCGCCUGCUACAGGCCCCCAGGACCGGACUUGCUGCAGUGCACCCGCGAGAUCUUCUACGACAAGUCCAUCGCGGCGGGGACGUUCACCGACGACAACGUGGCGUUCCAGAAGCGGAUCCUGGAGCGGUCCGGUCUGGGCCAGAGGACGUACCUUCCCGAGGCAGUGAUGAGGGAGCCCAUCAACCCAAGCAUGGAGAUGGCGAGGAAGGAGGCCGAGGAGGUGAUGUUCGGCGCCAUCGACCAGCUUCUGGACAAGACCGGGGUGAGGGCCAAGGACAUCGGGAUCCUGAUCGUCAACUGCAGCUUGUUCAAUCCCACGCCGUCGCUGUCGGCCAUGGUGGUCAACCGCUACAAGCUGAGGGGGAAUGUGAUGAGCUAUAAUCUUGGUGGGAUGGGGUGUAGUGCGGGACUUAUCUCCAUCGACCUCGCCAACCAGUUGUUACAGGUACAUCCCAACUCGUACGCGCUGGUGGUGAGCAUGGAGAACAUCACCCUAAACUGGUACUUCGGCAACGACCGGUCGAUGCUGGUGUCGAACUGCCUCUUCCGCAUGGGCGGCGCCGCCAUCCUCCUCUCGAACCGCUCCUCCGACCGCCGCCGCUCCAAGUACCAGCUCGUCCACACCGUCCGGACCCACAAGGGCGCCGACGACAAGUGCUACAACUGCGUGUUCCAGAGGGAGGACGACACGGGGCGCGUCGGCGUGUCACUCUCCAAGGACCUCAUGGCCGUCGCCGGGGAGGCCCUGAAGACCAACAUCACCACGUUGGGUCCUUUGGUCCUUCCCAUGUCGGAGCAGCUCCUCUUCUUCGCCACCCUCGUCGCCCGGAAGGUGUUUCAGGUUAAGAAGAUCAAGCCAUACAUCCCGGACUUCAAGCUGGCGUUCGAGCACUUCUGCAUCCACGCCGGCGGGCGGGCGGUGCUGGACGAGCUUGAGAAGAACCUGGACCUCACCGAGUGGCACAUGGAACCUUCUAGAAUGACGCUGCACCGAUUCGGCAACACGUCCAGCAGCUCGCUGUGGUACGAGCUGGCCUACAGCGAGGCCAAGGGCCGGAUCCGGAAGGGGGACCGGACUUGGCAGAUCGCUUUCGGGUCGGGUUUUAAGUGCAACAGCGCGGUCUGGCGGGCGCUCCGGACGGUCGACCUGGCGAAGGAGAAGAGGAAUCCUUGGGUUGAUGAGAUCGAUGAGUACCCUGUACACGUGCCCAAGGUCUCCUCCGUUAUGAACAAGGCCGCCGGCGGGAAUGAAUAG